CGAGUGUCCCCGUCAACAUGUAUGGGAACUGUGGCAGUUUCAUUUCUGGAGGCGAGAAUGAUGAACUGUCAACGCUUUCCCGGUUCUGAAAAGCGUUGUCACAUGGACGAAACACAUCGAGAGCCGCAGUAGGGUCAGGCAGUUUACAGGACACCAUCGUAUUUCCUCUCGGCGAGGUGAAACCAGUCCCUUAGAUUCAUGACAUGCACUGAAUGGGAAUGGAGAAUGUGUUGUUGAUAGGAAGUGGUGGGCGGGAGCAUGCUCUCGCAUGGAAACUGGCCCAGUCUGAAAAAGUCAAGUCAGUUUUUGUUGCCCCAGGCAAUGCUGGAACAGCAAGUGAUGGCAAAAUCAGCAAUGUUGAUGUAAAUGUGAAAGACUUCUCUGCAGUGUGUGCAUGGUGUAAGGAGCACAGUGUGGAGCUUGUGAUAGUAGGUCCUGAGGAUCCAUUGGCUGCAGGAAUUGCAGACACGCUCAAUUCAAAUGGUAUAGCAUGUUUUGGACCAUCAGCAAAAGCAGCUGAGAUUGAGGCCAGCAAGGCUUUUGCCAAAGACUUCAUGACCCGUCAAGGAAUUCCUACAGCUCAGUACAAGACUUUCAACUCUGCAGAUGAGGCUUGUGAAUACAUAAAUAAGGGUGAGCUAGGUGAAGCUGUUGUGGUGAAGGCGAGCGGGCUGGCGGCGGGAAAGGGGGUUGUGGUUGCUGCCUCCAAGAAGGAAGCUUGUGAUGCAGUUAAUACCAUCAUGCAGGCGAGGAAGUAUGGAGAUGCAGGGGAUACUGUAGUGGUUGAGGAGUUCCUCAAGGGGGACGAGGUGUCGGUGUUGGCCUUCACUGAUGGUGAGAAUGUGUGUGUGAUGCCACCGGCACAGGACCACAAGCAGUUGGAGGACGGGGACGGUGGACCCAACACAGGAGGCAUGGGGGCUCUCUGUCCUUACCCCAAGCUUUCAGCAGAAGAUUUGAAGAAAAUAACGACAGACAUUUUGGAGAAAACGGUGAAAGGUCUGAAAAACGAAGAGAGGAAAUAUGUUGGUGUGCUGUAUGCUGGACUGAUGAUCACAGACACUGGCCCCAAGGUUCUCGAGUUCAACUGUAGGUUUGGAGACCCAGAAACACAGUCCAUCCUGCCACUGCUGAGGACUGACCUGCUGGACAUCUGCCGGGCAUGUGUGGAAGGGAAGAUGGGGUCCCUGAGCGUGGAGUUUGACACAGAGAAAUCGGCUGUUGGUGUUGUGGUGGUCAGCGGGGGUUACCCAGGAUCAUACAAGAAGGGGAAGGAGAUCUCAGUUCCUGUUAGGGGCCCUACAUCCUUGAGUGUUCGUGUGGAGAACGGCCUCAGCUACAAAGAAGCUGGUGUUGACAUCGAGGCAGGUGAUGACCUCGUACAGGCCAUCAUGCCACUAGCCAAGUCAACGUCUCGCACAGGAUGCACAUCCAAUAUUGGAAUGUUUGGGGCCACCUUUGACCUGGCUGCUGCAGGUUACAAAGACCCGAUUCUGGUGUCUGGCACUGAUGGAGUAGGGACGAAGCUGAAGAUAGCGGAAAUGGUGGGUGUACACAACAGUAUUGGUAUUGACCUGGUGGCUAUGUGUGUUAAUGACAUUCUCGCCCACGGAGCAGAGCCACUGUUUCUUCUGGACUACUUCGCAACAGGACGUCUGAACGUGGAGGUGGCGCAGAUGGUGGUUGGUGGUAUUGCAGAAGGGUGUCGACAGGCAGGAUGUGCUCUUGUAGGUGGCGAGACGGCAGAGAUGCCAGGCAUGUACACUAAUGGAGAGUAUGAUGUCGCUGGUUUUGCUGUUGGUGCUGUUGAACGAGGUCAGAUGAUGCCUCGAAUACAUGAAGUGGCUGCCGGUGAUGUCAUUGUUGGAAUUGGGUCAUCUGGUAUCCAUAGCAAUGGUUUCAGUCUGGUUCGCAAACUUGUGGAGAGGAAGAAUCUGCGUUUCGACAUGCCUUCCCCUCUCAAGACGGGGAAAACUCUAGGUGAAGACUUGCUGACGCCCACCAAGAUAUAUGUGAAGAGCGUGCUGCCCUUGAUGAGAGAGGGCAAGGUCAAAGCCUUUGCUCACAUCACUGGUGGUGGAUUAACGGAGAAUAUUCCCCGGAUACUUCCUGAUGACCUUGGUGUCACUCUGGAUGCCAAAUCCUGGAACAUACUGCCGAUAUUUGGUUGGCUGUCAGAGAUGGGACGAAUAUCCAGCACAGAGAUGGCUCGUACUUUCAACUGUGGACUUGGGGGAGUCCUCAUUGUGACGGCAUCACAGUCUGCAGAAGUUGUCAGUUUGUUGAGAGCAGCUGGAGAACAGGCCAACAUCAUCGGAUCAGUCCGACAGUAUAAGGUGGGAACGACACGUGUGAGGGUCGAUCACCUGGAGGACAGUCUGGUGCAAUCAUGGAGGAAAGUACCAGGUGUGACGCGGAGACGACGUGUCGGAGUCCUCAUCUCCGGGUCAGGCACAAACCUGCAGGCUUUGCUUGACCACACUCGCGAUGUUACCAACAGCAGCGCUGCAGAGAUCGUUCUUGUCAUCUCUAACAAGGCAGGGGUACAGGGACUUUCCAGGGCAGAGAAGGCAGGCAUCAAGACCAAGGUUAUCAGUCAUAAGGACUAUAAAGGUCGUGAAGAGUUUGAUGAGGCUCUACACCAGGGGCUAACAGCAGCAGGAGUUGAAAUUGUAUGUCUGGCUGGAUUCAUGAGGAUACUCACAGGUGGAUUUGUCAGGAAGUGGACUGGGCGUAUGUUGAAUGUCCACCCCUCCUUGCUGCCCAGCUUCAAGGGGUCAGAUGCACACAAGCAGGUGCUUGCUUCAGGGGUCAGGAUCUCUGGAUGUUCUGUGCACUUUGUGGCUGAGGAGGUUGAUGCUGGAGCUAUCCUUGUCCAGGAAUCGGUGCCUGUGUAUCCUGGUGACACGGAGACGAGUCUGUCAGAAAGGGUGAAGCGGAAAGAGCACAAGGCAUUUCCCCAGGCUCUGGAGAUCGUAGCUACGCAACAAGUCAGCCUCUCAUCUGACGGUAAGCUGGUGUGGAACUGGUAGCGCCGGACCCAGCAAACUCAUCAGUUGACUGCUUGCUUGCUUGCUAUAUUUAAGGUGCUAAGAAACAGCACGAACCCUUUACGAUGCAUAAGUACCAGAUUUUUGUUUGUUAUUAUGAGAUGGCAUUACAAAGGGACGAUGCUGUGUUGAAUAGUUUUGUUGCAAUGAGCUUGUUACUUGUUUUUAUAUUGUUGCACAUCACAUUUUUUUAAUGCUUAAGAAGUUUGUUAUACAUUCAGUGCAGCAUGAUACAUGAUCAGUAUAUAUUUGUGAUAGCUGACUCUGCAAAGACCAAUUAAUGAAAUGAGAUUAUUGAGGCAGAAUGUACAAAGCAGCUCAAGAAUAAAAGAAAUGCACAUA
This is a messenger RNA of Haliotis rubra (blacklip abalone), 3392 nucleotides long. Its product is annotated as trifunctional purine biosynthetic protein adenosine-3-like. Gene Ontology annotation, biological process: 'de novo' IMP biosynthetic process; adenine biosynthetic process. Gene Ontology annotation, molecular function: metal ion binding; phosphoribosylglycinamide formyltransferase activity; ATP binding. The record is from RefSeq and is a predicted model, not a curated record. Gene Ontology annotation, cellular component: cytosol. NCBI's taxonomy places the organism in Eukaryota, Metazoa, Mollusca, Gastropoda, Lepetellida, Haliotidae.